Molecule: messenger RNA, 3592 nt
Organism: Perca fluviatilis (European perch)
Lineage: Eukaryota; Metazoa; Chordata; Actinopteri; Perciformes; Percidae
Gene: lrrtm1
Product: leucine rich repeat transmembrane neuronal 1
Exons: 1
Coding region: 409-1986 (525 amino acids)
Molecular function (GO): protein binding
Source: RefSeq, a predicted model, not a curated record
CAGUGGUGUCUUUUUUAGUUCGCACAUAAUUAGUGUUGGGGCACAAAGCGAGAUGCUGAAUGGAGAUUGUCAGCUUUUGAAUAGGGGUGAGUAGGAAUCUUUUAAAAUAAGAUCGAUCAAUGAGGACAAUUUUAUUUUUUCUAUCCCCUUUACUCUCUACCCACUGCUUGAUAUCUAACAUAAGUAAAGAGCCUUGCCCGUAAUCCUUUUGCAUUUCCAACCAGGAUUCCCUUGGCUGACAAAGUAAACAAAAUAUAAUAUCACUGUCUGCAGCUAGAAUACAAAAACGGAAUAGAAAACAUUUUUUUAAUUGAUUAAAUAUGAUGUGAUAAAUAUUAUGUGAUAGGUGCUAAAACAAUAUCCAGAGUGGUUCAAUGGACAUUUUCUCAGAGACAUCCCUGGAUAUUUAUGCUAAUGGAUUUCCUUCUAAUUGGACUGUACUUGAAGUGGCCACUGAAGAAGCCCCCUGGGUUGAUACUGUGUUUAUUGGGAAUAUUUCUAAGAACGGUUCCCUUGGUUGAGGGGGUUUGUCCAAGGCUGUGCCGCUGCGACAGCAAGCUGCUGUACUGCGAGGGGCUCAACCUCACAGACAUUCCCCGCAAUCUGAGCAGCGCUAUGGGCCUGUCCAUGAGAGAGAACAACUUGACCGAGCUGCGUGAAGGCCAACUGGUUGGUCUGUCACAGCUCACCUGGCUCUACCUAGAUCACAACAACAUUGACAUUGUAGAGGAGGGUGCAUUUGACAGGCUAAGACGGGUCAAGGAGUUAGACCUCAGCAGCAACCGCAUUGAGAGUCUGCCAAAUGGUACCUUUAGGCCCCUCCCAAACCUGCGUAUCCUGGACCUCUCAUACAACAGGCUGCAGGCACUAGAGCCUGACCUGUUCCACGGCCUUAGAAAGCUCACCAAUUUGCAUUUGCGCUACAAUGCUCUCAAAUUUGUGCCAGUGCGGAUUUUUCAAGACUGCCGGAGCAUGCAGUUUCUAGACUUGGGAUACAACCAACUGCAGAGCCUGGCACGAAACUCCUUCGCUGGCCUCUUCAAGUUGACUGAGUUGCAUCUUGAGCACAAUGAGCUGGUUAAAGUCAACCUAGCCCACUUCCCUCGCCUCAUCUCUUUACGCACCCUGUACAUGCACAACAAUCGUGCCACUGUUGUUGUCAAUACACUGGACUGGACAUGGCAUUUUUUAGAGAAGAUUGACCUGUCAGCCAAUGAAAUCGAGUACAUGGAGCCACAUGUUUUUGAGAGCGCACCCAACCUCAAGGUGCUCAUGCUAGACUCCAAUCGGUUGACCUCUGUGGAACAGCGCAUCCUGGAUUCGUGGUCAUCUUUGGACAGCAUUACCCUGGCAGGGAAUGACUGGGAGUGCAGUCGCAAUGUGUGUGCCUUGGCCUCUUGGCUGAGUGCCUUCCGAGGCCAGCGUGAUAAUUCCCUGCUGUGUUCAAGCCCCGACACCGCACAGGGCGAGGAUGUGUUGGAUGCUGUCUAUGCUUUUCACCUAUGUGAGGAUCCCCAAAUGGAAGUAACUACAGCAGGCCUGUACGCCUCUACAAGGGAUCUGGCCCAGGGUGGUUCUGUUUUCCAGGGCCCAUUUACUCCUAACCCUUAUGAGGGUGAGGGUAGCGAGGUGGUUACCAGUUCUUUCACUGUCACAGUGGGCCACGAUGACCUGGAGAGCACCAUGCAGAUCCACAAGGUGGUGACUGGCACCAUGGCACUCAUCUUUUCCUUUCUCAUCAUUGUGCUCAUGCUGUAUGUGGCAUGGAAGUGUUUUCCAGCUGGAAUAAGACAACUGAGGCAGUGUUUCAGCAGUCAGCGCCGUAAGCAGAAGCAAAAGCAAAGCAUGCAGCAGAUGGCUGCAAUUUCUACACCGGAGUACUAUGUUGACUAUAAACCUAACCACAUUGAGGGAGCCCUGGUAAUCAUCAAUGAAUAUGGCUCUUGCACUUGCCAACAGCAACCUUCUCGGGAAUGUGAGGUGUGACCCUGCUUUGUGAGUAAGUCUUUACCUGUGAUUAUCUGGAUAUACAGUAACAUCACUUUUUUGGAUACAUUGGGGAGGGGAAUAUUGCGGGACAGAAGGAAUAAAGGGAUCUUUUUGGACACUUUUUACACAGCUUCUCACUGUGAUGUGAAAGGAGUGUGCUUUAUGCGACUAUUUUGCGGUGGAUUUACUGCUACUACUAUCUACUGCUGAGUUUAGGCCACGGGGCAUAAGAGGCACCUGACUCUUGGACCUGUUGAUGUUCUACAGAAUACAUUGUGGGAACUGAGGCUUUUCUCUCUUGGGUGGAUAUUUGAGCUUUAAUGUGUAUUUUUACUUCAGGACAUUUAAUUAUUGUUUGAAAAUAAACUGGGGACACACAAAAGAAGAAAAAAAGAAAAAAAACACCAUUUGUAUUAUGGUAAACACAAUAUUUGACAAGCAUUUAAAAUCUAAAAAAAAUUGUUUAAGUUGGAUUACAAAUGUAAAAAUAAAAGUCUGUGUAAAAUAUGUUAAAAGAAGAAGUGCAAGUGUGGAAAAAAAUGAUACAAAAUAAUCUAUUUCUUUUGUAAACUACAAAAAAUGUUUAAAUAAAUGAAAUGCUAUUCACAGUAAAUUCAUUUGUACGUGAGAAGCCUGUCAGAAAGGAUGGAUGACAAUAGAUGCAGUCUUUGCGCCUGUAGACUGGAGAGCAAUGUCUCUGCAGUGUGUCGAACCAAAAAAAUGAAAUACGAAAAAAAGAGGCAAAGGGAUACAGUAGAUGCAUCUCAUCUCCAAUGUAAAACCCAUGGUCUGAAUUUUAGAUCUCUGUUUUAACUCAUAUUUGUUGUUUUAGCAUUCACUGUGUUUGCUCACUAUCAGUGUAGUUUUCCCCCUUCCCAUUGCCUAUCUGAGAAUAGAUUCAAAUGAUCUAUCACAUCGGAUAGCAUAAUUCCAUAAUAUCACAUCACUAUUUGUGCACCAUCCAAGUAAAGAAAGCAGAGCGUCAAAGAUCUAAAGCUAUGCCUGUCAUUGCCUCUCACUCUUUGGCUCGAUGCCUCCUUUCACUGAAUCAAGCACACUAAAGGCAACAAUCAUCAAAAUCAUGCAUACUUCAAAAUACAAUUCCAAAUUGUAUCAGAAUUAUUGAAGGAAUUAUCCAGCAGCUUAAAUGAAGAUUUGCACAUACAAUAUUCUUCACUGUGUUUCCAUGUGAUGUAAAAUGUUUGUUGAAUACAAGGCCAUUUUGAGGUGUAUAUAUAUCCUUCUUCCUCUGGUGUUCAUUGUGUAAAUUAGUGCACUGACAGAUGUUGUGUUUCCUGGGUCCUUUGACAUGAACAGUAUGUUGUGUGAGAAGGGGGGAAGUGAGAGUGAGAUGGAGGAUCACAACGACUGCAGAAAGAGGGAACAGACUGCUCUCUAGUGUGCAUAUUCUCAUACUGUGGCUGCAUUUUACCUAUUGUGCACCAUACUCUGCAAACCUCCACAGCGGGGGCAACAUCAAUACUGAAUUUGCAGCGGCUUUUCUGAAAAAAAAUCUAUUUGCCUCAUUUUUGUGUUAUUUUGCGAUAAAUUAAGAUAAUGUUUACAACUUGUAAGUCAGCAGGAAUAAAAAUGUUUUAAGAAC